GGGCGGUCCUGUGCAGGAAAGUAUGGAUCAUCAAAUGUGGAGUUUCGGUGAAGAGGAUAGGUACUUCACUGCGGCUAUAAAUUAUCGAGAUAUUUGUGUAAAUAAUAACGUAAUAGGUAUGUUUUAAGUUACGGUUUUUAUUUGUUAAACGCUGCACUUACACGAAGUUAGUCAGGUGUGUUUUUGACAAAUUAAGUCGUGAAAGUUAUCAAUACCUUCAUGGCUUUGAUAGCGACUGACCAGAGCUGCAAACCGAACGGAACUUCGGUUAUUUAUAACAGAGUUGGGGCGAGAAAAGACGUAAUCCAAGUCCCUUUGGACGGGAUUCAAACGAGCCAAAUGCAACCUAAAGAGACCGAUUAUUCAACAGACGGGCUGCCCAAAGCUUUCCUGCACAGUUUAAGGACUCUUUUUGACAUUUUGGACGACAGUGGACGAGGCUAUGUGCACAUCUCGGAGAUUGAGAGUCGCUGGCAGGGUGCAGACACCAGAGACCUGCCAGGCGGAGUGCUGGGCUGCCUCAGGAGGGUCACCCCACCGCACGGCUGUCUCACGUUUGAGCGGUUCGUGGCCGGGCUGCGGUACUCCAUGCUCAACCCGGAGAACAGCUCCCACUUCAAGGCCCAGGCUGCCGUGCACCCUCUGCUGCAGAAACCAGCCGCCCUGGUCGUACAUCGAGCCGAGAACAAGGUCCGUCCGCUGGGACCGAGCAACGUGACGAACACCCAGCAGCAGCACCGGGGGUCCUCCGUCCGGGCCAGGCCGGAGGAAGGAUAUCCCGCGUGUGGACAGAUGCGGUACGGCGCGGGCUUCCAGAGAUCCGGGCGGAGUUUGGAGCGAAUGCCCGCAGCUCCGGAGGAUGGGGGUUACCGGGCCGACCCGGUCCAUCAUGGCACCAAAGCAGCACAGCCUCAGCAAAGCAGGAUCAGGGCCAUGGAGUCUCUGGCCCUGGAGUCCCCACAGCUCCCUCAGGAUCCAUGCGUUGUGAAACCAGGUUUGCCAAGAUCUCAGAGUGAAUCAGCAACAGGGUUUAAUGGUGGAUCCAGAAGACAUGGGCGGAGUCGGGAGGAGCAGAGGAGGCAUACCAUUUCCAACGGGGUGGAUUACGAAAUGCUGAAGCAAAUGAAAGAGCUGGAGCAGGAGAAGGAUUCCCUGCUGGCAGGCCUGGAGGUGGUGGAGCGGGCCCGGGACUGGUACCAGGGCCAAAUCCACAAUGUCACAGAGAGACAGCGACAGGUCGGACAAAGUCCUCACUGUACAGACUUUAUCACAGACGCUAGCCAGAGUCGCAUGAAUGUUCUUAUUCCCAAACUCCAAGAUGUCAACCGCUGCCUUAAUGACCUGAUUUCCUGCCCUGGAAUGCCGUCAUUUCCUUCAGGUGGUGCUCAGACUGCAGUUCUGUCCACUAACUCCCCGUCUUCAGCCCCAGCCCCCCCCCAGGCCAUCCAGAGACUGAAGGACCAGAACCGACUUCUCACUCAGGAGGUGACAGAGAAGAGUGAGCGGAUCACUCAGCUGGAGCAGGAGAAGUCAGCCUUAAUAAAGCAGCUGUUUGAAGCUCGCGCUCGCAGCGCUCAGGACACCAGCGCCUUGGAUUCCACUUUUAUCUGAAAGCAGCUUUACUCCACCUGAACUCACAAUCAUCAGCACCAAGUAUCAUAGGAAUUAUGACAUCACCUCAGUGUAUCUGUGCUGGUGUGGAGGAGAACCGAAGAAGUCUUCUGUUUACCUGACUGAACUUUUAUGGCAGCAAUGCACUUUUAGUUGUAAGGCACACCCUCAACUGCAGCAUGAGACCACUCCAUCACAAGUAAAACGGUGCACUACCUGCUUGUCACUCCUGACCUGAGUGACCCAAAUGGAAAGCUUUUUUUUUGAUUUUUUGUUUUUUUCCUCUGCUGUCAGGUUUCCUGCAGAAACACUCCCACUGAGCUGAAAAACUGAAGCACUCUUAAAAUCAGGCAGGUCUCAUGAUUCCAAUCAUUCCAUUUCUUGCUGGGUAAGACCUGCUCUCCCUCUCCUGAAGGACUUACUUGUACUCUUGCUGCACAAAGAACAGAACAUGAGUUAACAGUGAGAGGUAGUUUGUUUGUGUUGGAAUGAAAUGCCAUACUUCUGCAAAUGAAAACAAAUCAUCUGCACCCACUUGCUGUGACCUAUCAGAUACUUCUUAGUUUGGUACUUUUAUCUUUUAGACUUACUCUUCCCUUUCUCUUGAUGUAUAAUUGUUUUGUUUUUUUUAGUUUUUGCAGUGUCUUUUUCACUAAGGAAAUACUAAAAUGGUUGUCUGUAUUUUAUAUUAGCCUGUUUCAUAUUGAGACCUUCUUUAGUUGUUUUCACAUUUAAACUGUGGACAGUUUCCAAUGAAUCAUUUAAAAGAACAAAUAAUUAUCUGUAAUGAUAAAAGCUAUUGCCUUGAUCAAUGUGUUAAUGUGUUCACAGUACUGAUGAACAGAAAAACAUCAGUAUUUCUGUGGAUUCUCUGGACAAUAACCUGCUCUUGGAACUCGGUUCAACUCCUGAGGAAGUUUGGCCCAAAAACGUGGACAAAAACAUUUUUGCUUAGGCCCCAUUGGUAGCUGUAGUUGUGAACUUUCUGGGCUGCAGUGCACACUUUAAAAACGUCUCAAACGUGAAACAAAAGGAACCUUAAAAGAUGUGAGGGGAAAGAGAGAUGGACUGGAGAAAUCUGGAAGUUUGCAUGUUGAAGAAAGCUGUGAAGAAAGAUUGAUGGAGAUGUGAGAUGAAACGAAGACGAUUUAAAAAAAAUCCCGUUUCUCCAGCUGGUACCACGAAUCCUGGCUUCAGGGUUAAAACUCAAACUAUUUUCCACAGAGGAGAUUUAAGUUGGAGAUACGACGGUGGCUCAAAUAGGAAAACUUGUGUAAUCUCCAUUUUAAGUUUUGUUUUGCCUGAAUCCUCCUGGACACACAUGCUUAUCGACCUUUAAAAACCACAAAGCCAUCCACGAGUUUACAGAUGUUUAGUUGGUGGGUGGCGGUAAAAGGAAAAUAGUAGGUUUGUGUCUUUAUGGUACUGUUGGAAUGAAACUGUGGUACUGAAACUUCAGUGGAAAAGUCAAAACAAAAAGCAGUUAAAUAAAGUGAAUUUGGUCAUA
This is a messenger RNA of Austrofundulus limnaeus, 3118 nucleotides long. RefSeq names its product suppressor APC domain containing 2 (gene sapcd2). The record is from RefSeq and is a predicted model, not a curated record. Bases 220 to 1611 code for a protein of 463 amino acids. The transcript has 6 exons. Lineage: Eukaryota; Metazoa; Chordata; Actinopteri; Cyprinodontiformes; Rivulidae.